AUGGACCCUCUACAUGCGGCCGUGGUUGCGGAGGCAGCUGCGCGGGCCAUCAAAAACUACGAGGACAGCGAUGGGGUAUGGCCAGAAAACCCUGGCGCACAAGGCCGUCACAAUGGCGUAGGCAGCGCGCACAGCACCAAAGAUGAGUCGCAGGAGAAAUUUGUGCUUGAUCCGGCCUUACAGCUCGAACUGGAGAAGUACGGUAAGCAGGAGGCACACGAUGCGCACGAACUCGAGCAUAAGAAGCAGGACGGACAGUUAUUUGCAACUAGCAUUUGUACGCGGUGCAAGAAGGAGUUUGCGCAGAUGCCCGACAAACAUUAUCGGCUGUGUUCGCACUGUCGCGAGCUGCAACGGCAGCGGUCGCGCAGAUGGCAGAUGAGAACCAAGGAGAAGCAGGGUGUGUGCAGACGGUGUGGCGUGGAGAUCCCGCCUGAGCACGCGCAGUUCGUUCUGUGCGAGAACUGUAGAAUGUCGCUGCGGUCAAGAAAGGCGAGCCGAGCCGCGCUGGGCAAGUGUGUCCACUGCUCGGGGCCGAACGACUCGAUCGACGCGAAGUUUAAAGUGUGCUCGCGGUGUCGACAGAACGACAAGAUCCGCCGCUCGAACCUGGAAAAAAUCGGGGCGUGCAACAGAUGCGCAAAGCGGCUCAAGGAGUCCGACAGAGACCACAAGGUGUGCGAGAAGUGCCGCACGAAGAAAAAGCGCGGCCUCAGCGUCCCGUCGCCGCCUAAUAAACGCGUCGCUCUGGCCGCAGAGCAUCACAACGGGUCCAAGCAUAGCGUACAACAGGCGUCGGCAGAGGCUGUGGCAGCAGCAGUGCUCAAUGGACAGCAGUCUGGCCAUGACCAGGACAUCAUGUUGCCCGAUAACUUCCAUAAUUUGCCCCAUAUCCACCAUUCGCAACUGAACCAGCAGCUGAACCAGCAGCUGCACCAGCAGCUGUCACAACUCGGGCAGGACCACUCUUCCUCCAACACAGACGAGGAGGAGGCCGAGAACUCGUCUAAUGACGAAGACGUAGGCGGAUCGCUCACGAUCCCAAAUCCAGAUCGGAUCUGUCUCAAGUGCGGCAAUCAUAUCCAUAUAGACGACCUCAGCUUCAACCCGGCGGCCAACAUCUGUUCGAAAUGUCUCGAGAACGACGACGACCCAGAAACCACUGCCAACCUUUUCAUGAACCCCGAGGGCGAUGUCAUUGGCAAAAAUGCGUAG
This is a messenger RNA of Ogataea parapolymorpha DL-1, 1215 nucleotides long. RefSeq lists its product as uncharacterized. The coding region runs from base 1 to 1215 and encodes 404 amino acids. Lineage: Eukaryota; Fungi; Ascomycota; Pichiomycetes; Pichiales; Pichiaceae. The record is from RefSeq and is a predicted model, not a curated record. The transcript has a single exon.